Messenger RNA from Echinostoma caproni, 891 nucleotides. Lineage: Eukaryota; Metazoa; Platyhelminthes; Trematoda; Plagiorchiida; Echinostomatidae. The record is from the annotation of a GenBank genome assembly.
AUGUGGGCUUUCACACCCCUCCUAAAUAGUUUUGUCUACUCUAAUACCAUUGCUGCUGAUCCUGCCUCGACAAUUCGAAUGGCCAUCCCAGUUAUUGGAAUCCCUACUACAAACACUACCAUUUUCAUCAAGAUUCUCGUCGGUGGUUCCCGUCAGCUGCCGACUGGAAGCCUAUGUCCGAAGUCCGUGAGCGUUUUGCUCUGGCGGACAAUGUAUCUCAGUCAAUGGCUACUUUCCGCAACAAACAACAGUCAUCCCGUUCCAGUGGAACCCGAACCAACUCACGUGCAGGCAGUGUCACCUCAAUACCUACUCCGCAUACUCAUGCUCAUGCACAUUGUACAUCAGACCACUCAGCAACGACAACGGGUAAUCGUCGUGGUUCCACUCUGUCACUUCCCCAACCGAGCCAUAUUGAUCGUACCCGAAUCCCAUUUGAUUCACGGAGUGUUUCCGGUGCAGACGACCAGUCCAAGCUACGAGCUCCAGAACAGUUCCAAGCGAAACCUUCGCCAUCAUCCUCACGGCCAUCCUCUCGUACUGGUUCCACUAUGCAAACUGGUAUCCCUAAGCCUAAACCUUAUCCAAGUGCCCAAACUUCCAGUCGUCCAUCUAGCCGACAAUCCAGUCAUUCGGAUCUCUCUGGAAUUGCAAAACCUCCCGUUGGAUCUACUGCAUCAUUACGAGAGCCUUCCCAAUCGAACAUGGGUCAUUCUAAUCUCCGUCGUCCGACGCGUCCUGAUCAAAGACCCACCUCGAUUCGACAUGGCUCACUCGGGUCAAUUCCUCAAAAACCGUCAGAAACCCCUGACAGAGAACCCUCCGUUUCAGUCACACCUUCUCCUCAAAGUGUCCGACGCUCAUCGGUUCCUGCUGCAUCAACACCUGUAG